This is a messenger RNA of Gadus morhua (Atlantic cod), 2680 nucleotides long. It is a transcript of the gene ptpn11b, whose product is annotated as protein tyrosine phosphatase non-receptor type 11b. Gene Ontology annotation, biological process: positive regulation of ERK1 and ERK2 cascade; protein dephosphorylation. Gene Ontology annotation, cellular component: cytoplasm. The transcript is spliced from 16 exons. NCBI's taxonomy places the organism in Eukaryota, Metazoa, Chordata, Actinopteri, Gadiformes, Gadidae. Bases 135 to 1967 code for a protein of 610 amino acids. Gene Ontology annotation, molecular function: cell adhesion molecule binding; receptor tyrosine kinase binding; non-membrane spanning protein tyrosine phosphatase activity. The record is from RefSeq and is a predicted model, not a curated record.
UGUGCAGAGAUAUCUUUAGUUCAGCACGCCUCCCCUCACAGCGCAGACACGGCAGAGGUAGGCAAGGGGAAGGCUCCACUUUAUUGGACUUUCACUUCUCAUUCGAGGACACUUGACACAUUUCCAAGACUGCUAUGACGUCUCGCAGGUGGUUCCAUCCAAACAUCACCGGUAUCGAGGCAGAGCAGAUGCUGCUGACGCGGGGCGUUCAUGGGAGCUUCCUGGCCCGGCCCAGCAAAAGCAACCCUGGAGACUUCACCCUCUCCGUCAGGAGGGACGAUGAGGUCACCCACAUCAAGAUCCAGAACUCGGGGGACUACUACGACCUGUAUGGCGGGGAGAAGUUUGCCACGCUGGCGGAGCUGGUGCAGUACUACACCGAGCAGCAGGACCUGCUGCGCGAGAGGAACGGCCACGUCAUCCAGCUCAAGUACCCGCUCAACUGCAAGGACCCCACUACUGAGAGGUGGGCGGAGCCGGGGCGCAGGGACACGCCCACUGAGAGGUGGUACCACGGCCACCUGUCGGGGCGGGACGCGGAGAAGCUGCUCCUGGAGAAGGGCCGCGUGGGGAGCUUCCUGGUGAGGGAGAGCCAGAGCAAGCCGGGCGACUUCGUGCUCUCGGUGCUGACCAACGAGGAGAAGCAGGAGAACCUGGACCGCCGGACCAAGGUCACGCACGUCAUGAUCCGCUUCCAGGACGGGAAGUACGACGUCGGGGGCGGGGAGCGCUUUGACACGCUAGCCGACCUGGUGGACCACUACAAGAAGAACCCCAUGGUGGAGAAGAGCGGCAUUGUGGUUCACCUCAAACAGCCCUUCAACGCCACAAGGAUUAUCGCCUCCAACAUCGAGAACCGGGUACGAGAGCUCAACAAGGUGGCGGACAACUCGGAGAAACCAAAACAGGGCUUCUGGGAGGAGUUUGAGGUUCUGCAGCAGCAGGAGUGCAAGCUGCUGUACCCCAGGAAGGAGGGCCAGCGGGCAGAGAACAAGAGCAAGAACCGAUACAAGAACAUCCUCCCCUUUGACACCACCCGCGUGGAGCUCCGAGAAGUCGACCCAGAGGUUGCUGGUUCUGACUACAUCAACGCCAACUAUAUCCGCAGCUUCCGGGAGGAGGGCCGUUCCGGGGAGGAGGGCAAAGUGUUCAUCGCCACGCAGGGCUGCCUGCAAAUCACGGUGGUGGACUUCUGGAAGAUGGUCUACCAGGAGAACACGCACGUCAUCGUCAUGACGACCAAGGAGAUGGAGCGGGGGCGGAACAAGUGUGUACGCUACUGGCCCUCGGAGCCCAACAGCAGCAAGGAGUUCGGGAACAUCCUGGUCCGCAACGUGAAGGAGAGGCCGGCCCAGGACUACAUCCUCCGGCAGCUGGAGGUCACAAGGCUGGACCGGAGGGAGCAGGUGAGGUACAUCUGGCACUUCCAGUACCUGAGCUGGCCCGACCACGGCGUGCCCACCGAGCCGGGCGGCGUGCUCAGCUUCCUGGAGCAGGUCAACCACACCCAGACCACCAUUCCAGACACAGGGCCCAUCGUCGUCCACUGCAGCGCGGGCAUCGGGCGGACAGGCACCAUCAUCGUCAUCGACAUUCUCAUCGACGUCAUCAACCGCCAAGGCCUGGACUGUGACAUAGACAUCCCGAAGAGCAUCCAGCGCGUGCGGCAGCAGCGGUCGGGCAUGGUGCAGACGGAGGCCCAGUACAAGUUCAUCUACAUGGCCGUCCAGCAGUACAUCGACACUGCCCAGAAGAGGCUGGAGCAGGAACAGAAGAAGAAGACCCUGGAGAGCGAGUACUCCAACAUCCAGUACCCCCCGAUGACCAACUCCAGGUCCAAGAUCAGCAUGAACGCCUCGCGCUCCUCCUCUGUGUUGACGAACGACGACUCGUCCAGCAUCUACGAGAACAUCUCCAUCAAGAGCCCCAAAGCCGCCAGCAGCGGCCCCGCCAGAAGUUUCAGCUGAGCAGCGCUCCACCUGGUGGAGGGAGGAAGGAGGUGCUGGGUGGAGCGAGACGGAGGCUGUGGUGAGUGUGUGUGUGUGUGUGUGUGUGUGUGUGUGGGGAGGUUUGGACGUUCUGGUGGAUGCCCCCUCCACCACCACCACCACCACCACUACCACCACCCCUCCACCCACCGACCACGGGAGGCCAGCGAGGUACUACCCCAUCUUCCCCACUCCUUGGCUGGGGCUCCAUCUUGCUGCCCCCCCCCCCCCCCCCCACCUCCUCCUGACGCCCGGCCCUCUCCAGGUGAUGGAGGAGGAGGAGGAGGAGGAGGAGGAGGAGGAGGAGGAGGAAGAGGCCUCCUCCCCCUCCCCACAUCUUUAAUAAAUCACUUGCGUCUCUGCCCAGCUCCGCAGCUGCCAUGACCUUUCUGAAGUGCCUUGUCAACGGACAGAUCGGUGACCCUCGAUGCAUCCUCUAUCCCCAACACACACUCAGUCGGUGAAAGAGCCCCGCCCCCUUCCUCAGGCAGAUGUUCCUCGCGGCGCCCGGACAAAGAGAUGGAUUGUACUCCGGUCUCUAGAUGUCACUCUACAAGAUGUUUCUGCCCCCUCGUCUCGUUCUCGCCCCUUCUCUCUCCACUCCCUCUCUCCCUCUCUCCUUCCCCUCUCCCUCUCUCCACUCCCUCUCCUCUCUCUCCUCUCCCUCUCCUCUCUCUCCUUCCCCUCUCCCU